Molecule: messenger RNA, 1929 nt
Organism: Gracilinanus agilis (Agile Gracile Mouse Opossum)
Lineage: Eukaryota; Metazoa; Chordata; Mammalia; Didelphimorphia; Didelphidae
Gene: NUFIP1
Product: nuclear FMR1 interacting protein 1
Exons: 10
Coding region: 61-1473 (470 amino acids)
Biological process (GO): box C/D snoRNP assembly
Cellular component (GO): nucleus
Molecular function (GO): RNA binding
Source: RefSeq, a predicted model, not a curated record
GCUGCCUGCGGGCUGACGCUCUUUCCACAAUUUCUCUGCUGAAACGUCCUGCCUGAUUUCAUGGACCCGUUUGGUUGGUACCCUCCUCCUGGGCCGCCCCCGGUGCUAACGCUACCGGGGUUUGAGACUGACAGGUCUGCAGAUUGGACAUCUUGGGUGCUUCCUCCUCCGCCGCCCCCGCCGCCUCCCCAUCCUCCUUCAUCAGAGAAUUCCUGGGACUUCCAGCCGGCCCGGGACUGGUCAUGGGCUCCGGCUCCAGGCUACGAUGGUUUCGACCCUCAGCAGGGACACUGGUACCAACAGCCAGGCAGAAACUAUCAUUUCCCCAAGAAAAACCAUGACAGAUCAAAUAGAAAUUUCAAAAAUCAACAGAGUGGAAAACAGAAGCAAAAGAAAAAUAAGGAGCCAGUUUAUACGCAUUAUUGUGAUACUUGUGAUCGUGGCUUUAAAAAUCAAGAAAAAUAUGAUGAGCACAUUUCUCAGCAUAGAACAUGUUCAGUUGACGGUUGCAGUUUUAGUGCUCAUGAGAAGAUUGUUCAGAUUCACUGGAAAAAUAUGCAUGGUCCUGGUGCCAAACGGAUAAAAUUAGAUACUCCAGAGGAGAUUGAAAAAUGGAGGGAAGAGAGAAGAAAAAACUUUCCAACCCGGGCAAAUAUUGAAAAGAAGAAAAUGUUGCAGGAGGAAAAAGAGCAGAGGGGAGAAGUAUUGACAACCACACAGUUUGGAAAGAUGCAGAGGAAGUGGAAACAGCCACACAAUGAAGUGGCUGGGAAGCAGCAGUAUGGGAAGCACAGGAAGUGGCAGAAGUGGCAGAAAUGGCAUGGUGGCCGGAAAAUGCCAGAGAUGCAUGAAAACACGACCGUAGACCCUCCUCCAGGCCAUUCCCAAGCACCUGAGCCACUUGCGGCCCAGACGGAUGUCUACCAGAAGGACGUGGAUCCCCUGGGCAUGCUGGCUGACAGCGAGGCUGAGUCUGACAAGGAAGAGAAGCCAGAAAAUGUCGUCAUACCCAAGGAAGUCACAUCAGCUCUGGGCUUGUUGAUGACUAACUACGGGAACAUGUCAGGGUCAGAGAGUGAGCCAGAGGAAACUCCCAUCAAGACAGAAGAAGACCCUCCAGGAGAAAAUCAGGUCAUCCUCAGUGAUGUCCCUCAGAAUCAAAGUGAGGAUAUCAAGAAACAGGAAAGAAAUUCCCCUGUGGCCAAGACCAAGAGUUUAAGGAAAAAUUGGAUGAGAAAAAAUUGUAGGUAUAGGAGAGGCCUCUACAGAAAGAAGCCAGUAUCUGAACCACAGAAAAGACGUCGUCCACAUCUCCUAGAAAUGCUUUUAGCACAAGACAUAAGGCAUGAAAGAAAUGUGAUUUUGCAGUGUGUUCGAUACAUCAUCCAAAAUGACUUUUUUGGACUUAACUCCAAGGCAGAUCCACUAGGAAAAACUGAGAAUGGUCAGGUGUCUGAAGUUUCAGAAUCAUGAAUGUACCUAUCAGAAGAAGUCUCUGCUAGUGGCAUUUUGGAGGCCAUUCCUACAAGGAGGUACAGACAGAUGGGACAACUCUUAUUCUGCGUGAUAAGUCUCAUGUAAGAUAGGAUCUCAUACUCUUAGAGUGUUUCAUUGGAGAUGCCAACAGACUCUUGGACCUGUGCUUAUGCUGCACAGGGUUUGCUGGCAGAAUUUUUUUUUUGAUCACUGGGGAAGUUCAGAGACACCCCACAGGUGACAUUAUGGGACUAGAGUUUAAAAUGUAUAAUUCAUUUAAGCAGAGACCAAGAGGUAGGAGACAGAGGGAAAGGUAGUACAAUUGUAGAUUUUGUCAGUUGCUGCACACAGAGAGAACAUAGUUAUUUGGCUUUUUGAUGAUGGUGAAAAUAAAGAAAUAAUGGGAUUCAAUUCAUAGUGUAAAAGGGUCUUCAGAUUGACCUGCUUUAGUCC